CUAGAGUGAUAAAAAUGUGUUCUAUUAAAUUAUAUAAAACUGAACUUUUCACAGCAUUUUCAGUUCAAUAAACUUUUUUAUUUUAUUUUCAUGUGUAGAAUGAAUAAUUCUUCCUCUACCAUGGUAGAGUUGGGUAAAGACACUGAAAAAUGUGACAAAAGUGUAAAAUGUUUCACUAUGGAUGAAGCAUUUUUGAAUGAUCUUCUUGAAUGCUCAGUAUGUUUGGAACAGUUAGAUAGCAGCAGCAAAGUUCUACCCUGUCAACAUACGUUUUGCAAGCGAUGCCUACAGGAAAUUCUCAACUCUCACAAAGAACUGAGAUGCCCAGAGUGCAGAAUUCUGGUAGAUGUGAAAAUUGAAGAACUGCCUUGUAAUAUUUUACUUGUGCGACUUCUUGAAGGCAUAAAAAAUAAUGUGCGGCCAAAAAGAGUUGGAAGCAGUACUGAUGUUAUUUCUCGUAAUGCAGAGUCCUCAUCUGGUCAGCAACAAAUACCACCUCACCCACAGUUGCCUCAACCUUUGGGGAACUUGCCUCGCACUCCUAGUGCAACUGAUUUAAGAAUGGUGCCAAAACAGGUCCUUCAAGCAUGUCCUUGUGCAAAAGCUCUCUACCCAUAUGAAGCCAAAGUACCUGGUGAUUUGACAUUUAAGAAGGGAGAUUUUAUUAUUCUUCGGAAAAGAGUGGAUCAGAACUGGUUUUAUGGAGAAUUGGGUGGCAAAUCUGGCUUUGUACCAGCCAGCUUUGUGCAAGUUGUUGUACCCAUUCCUUCACAUGUGCCACAGUGUAAAGCAUUAUAUGACUUUCAGAUUAGCAGUAGUGAGGAGAAAGACUGCUUAACAUUUGGAAAAGGUGAUGUAUUAACCGUGAUAAGAAGAAUAGAUGACCAUUGGGCUGAAGGAAAGUUGAGAGAUCGGAUUGGAAUUUUUCCAAUAUCAUUUGUUGAGAUGAAUGCUGCUGCAAGGUCUGUCAUGAAAUUAUCUGCAAAUGCUCAGUCUUCAUCAAGAAUUGUACCACCUGUUGCCCCAUCCACUGAUUCUCAUUUUGUCUCAGCUCAAACUCCUACAACAAAUGUUAAUGCAUCUCAGAGUCCACAGUAUCAAGAGUUGAAUUCCGGAGGUAAUAUUCCCCAGCCAGUGUCAUCGGCCAUCAAUCCUCCUUUUUCAUCAUCAGCAUUUACAUCUCCUAUCCACAAUGCAUCACUUACAAUGCAACAGAGCGUCAGCAUGGCUGCAUAUCCCGGCACUUCGUAUGACUCCCAACAUCAUAGUAGUUCUCACCACAGACAGCAGCAACAAGCCAAAAAUGGUGCUGAAGACCAUCAGUCUGCUGCAGAUAGCUCACACGAAACUUCAUCUGCUGUUGCCAAAUCUAGGUCUACGCCCAGUCCUGGUCCAGUUUUUUCUGUUGCUUCUGUCACUCCUCCUUUACGUGCUGAAUCCAUUACUGGUGCUCAUACUCCCACCCAAGGAAGCCAGGAAGAGAGUUCUGGUGUCACUUCUCCCCUUGUGUGUUCAUCCGAUGCUUCAAAAAGUAGUCACUCUUCUGCUAGAAGUAGCAGUUCCAGUCAGCCCUCAACACACGUUGCUGUUCCAACUUUCUAUUUAGCACUUUAUACAUACAGACCGCUGAAAGAAGAUGAACUGGAACUUCGAAAAGGUGAAUUAUAUACUGUUAGUGAAAAGUGCCAAGAUGGCUGGUUUAAAGGGACAUCUUUAAGAACUGGGCUUAGUGGAGUAUUUCCCGGAAAUUAUGUUCAAAUUGCAAAGUCAGCAGUGCUGCAGCCACACAUAAAUGUUUCUGUGGCAGGUAGAACUUCACCUGCUUCUUCAACUACUUCCCCACCUCCUUCGAGUUCUGCAAUCCAACAGCGAACAAGUCUUUCUGGUGCAACGACAGACAACCCACACCUCUUUUACCCUAUCUCCACUCAGGGACCCAUUUACACCAACAGCCCCAUCACCAUGUGCGGGAGAGUCCCAGCCACCUCGACAAGUCCAGUCUCUCCCGCUCAUCCUGCUGUUUUGGAGUGGGCACAUAGUAUUGCAGUGGCUGCUCCUUUGCAGAGGUUACCAAGGCCCCUGAGCUCUGUUGGAGCAUUUUCUCCUGCACUGUAUAAAUCUGAGAUGUUGAAACAAAAUGGAUUCCCAUGUACCCAGUCCCGCUCAUUAGCAAUGGCUCCUUGGACUUCCCUCUGUGCCAUUGACUUCAGCUCACCGCCCUCAUCCUCACAGGUCAUCACGGACUUCCCAGUGAGGACCACCAGUGCUUCGCCAACGAGGAUGCUCUCCUACCAGGCCUCGCCCACCACUGGCAUCGGCAACCCCAACCAGGGGAUCAUGGAAGGGGGGUCCCAGCCCCGGUACAGCACCUCACAGCCUUCUACGCCGCUGAUGAUGCCACAUGUGGCGCCCCCCAACACGAACCCCUUCGUCACCCCCGACAGGGUGGGAUGCUCUGCCGUCACGACAGCGACAGCUUGCCUCUUGGCGGCCCAAGCGACCACUUCUCAGACGAGAGUCGAAAAGCACAAAGAGAAGAAGGAAAAGGAAAUAGUUAGUCUAAUGAAAAGGCUGACGAAGAGGAAAUCAAAAUCUCCACCCCCAUCUGAUUACUCAUGUGAUAAUCCCUCAUUCGUAGAUGGAACAUCAUCAUCUCAACAAUCUCUCUCUGCUGUUCAUGUAAGAUCUACAUCAUGCCCCAGUGAAGCAUUGGGUAGUCAGAAUGUCAGUCAUAAAAAAACGGGAUCGUUAGAUGGCUCGAAUGGUGAAGUUCCAAAGUCUUCGUCACGGCCGAAACAGCCCGCUCCACUUGUGCGAGAGAGGUUUCGUUGCAUUGUGCCUUAUCCACCUAACAGUGACUAUGAGUUAGAAUUGAAAGUUGGUGAUAUUGUUUAUGUUCACAAAAAACGCGAAGACGGAUGGUAUAAAGGUACACUGCAAAGAACUGGUAAAACUGGACUCUUCCCUUCAAGUUUUGUAGAGGGCUUUUGA
Uloborus diversus is the source of this 2991-nucleotide messenger RNA. RefSeq names its product E3 ubiquitin-protein ligase SH3RF3-like. Bases 91 to 2991 code for a protein of 966 amino acids. The transcript has 14 exons. The record is from RefSeq and is a predicted model, not a curated record. NCBI's taxonomy places the organism in Eukaryota, Metazoa, Arthropoda, Arachnida, Araneae, Uloboridae. Gene Ontology annotation, molecular function: protein binding.